Poeciliopsis prolifica (blackstripe livebearer) is the source of this 6337-nucleotide messenger RNA. RefSeq names its product leucine rich adaptor protein 1 (gene lurap1). Gene Ontology annotation, biological process: positive regulation of cytokine production; positive regulation of canonical NF-kappaB signal transduction. Lineage: Eukaryota; Metazoa; Chordata; Actinopteri; Cyprinodontiformes; Poeciliidae. The transcript has 2 exons. The coding region runs from base 425 to 1495 and encodes 356 amino acids. The record is from RefSeq and is a predicted model, not a curated record.
GUCGCUGUCAUCAUGCAGGUGGAAUCUGCGCAGUGUGCUUCACAAUAAAAACCUUUGACAGGGACGCCACGACUUCUCCGAGCUGCCAGUCAGCUGGACUCCUGACAUCAAACCGCCGGGGAGGAAGAAGCAACAAGACAAGAGACAAACCGACUAAUUGGACUUUUUAUUCCCUUGCACCCUUUACCUACCUAAGUUAGGUAUAGAAAUAUAGUUAUAUUUGGAUUAGGAUCUCGUUAAAGUAUUGCUCUGCGCGGGAUAAUAAAACGCUGUUAAAAAGUGGUUUCCUCUUUUGGCGCAGUCACAGCACAGCUCGGCGGGAGACGCAGAGGAUGUCAUCCAGUCCUAAAGGAAAUGAAAGUCCCAAACAGAGCAGGAGGACGUAAUCUUUUGGGAAUAUCUUCUCUUUGCACGCGUCGGUGCGAUGGAUGAAGGCACCGCCAGCGACACCAUCCCAGAUCUGAAAGACAUAGAGACAAAAAUCGGCCGGAAGACUCCCGAGGGUUUGCUCAGGUGGAUGAGAGAAGAUGCGUCCUCUCUCCGGGGAGAAACCAAACUGGCCACCCCUCAGGACACCAGUAAGGACACUGGGAGGAAGAGUUUGGAUGAAAAGAUUAGGAAGCUCAGGAUGGAGAUGGCUUAUCUUCGCUCAGUGGAUGUCAAGAUUUUGCAGCAGUUACUGGCGGUCCAUGAGGGCAUUGAGGCAGUGAAAUGGCUGAUGGAGGAGCGCAGCACAUUAACCAGUCACUGCAGCAGCCUGACCAGCAGUCAGUACAGUUUGGGUGAGGGCCCUGACACGUCUUGGAGAGGUUCCUGGAGCAGCCUGCAGGACCCCACGAAUGACAAGCUAGACAACAUCUCUAUUGGCAGCUACCUGGACACUCUGGCUGAUGACAUGGAUGAGUACUGCCCCUCCAGCUCAGAGUCCGUGAUUUGCUCCACCACGCCACUGGUUUCAGAAGCUACACCCGAGAGCAACACAACCGGAGACCUGAGAGUGUCUGGAGCAGGAGCUGCUGUGGGAGCUCGGUCGAGUAAUGGAGAUGGGAAUCAGAUUCGAACUGGGACAAGUGACAAAGAAAUGUUAGGGGAACAUGGGGUUAGCAGUGCCAUCACUGGGCCUGGAGGUAGUGAAGCUGGAAUAUUAGGAGCUCCUGUCAGGUUUCCCCAAGUCAAGUCAAACAGCUCCAAGGAAAACACUCCAGUCCGAACCAAGCCUGCAGAGACGGAUAAGGGCAGCCCCGUUUUAAAAGACGAUGCCAAAACACAAAUGCUUAAGGUCAACGGUGUUCUGGAAAAAACAGCAACACAGACAGGCAGCCCGACUCGCAGAAGCGUUCCUGACAAACUGGGAACCAGACAGAGCCCCAAAGCCAAACAGUACAAAAACGGAAAGAUCGACUUGGAUACAUGCAAAAUGAAUGGCAAAAUGCACCUGGAGUACGAUGCUCACUGGCGAUGGGUGCAGUCACAGGAAGAUGUGACGUUUUUGUAAAAAAAGACCAUUACAUUGAGGGUGAACUACCAUAUUAAAUGACAAUAACAUUCUUCCCUCUGCACUGACUUUUCUAGAAAACAUUGAUGUCACCAUUUUACAAGAUUUGGCCCAAUUAUUUUUGCCAAAGAGGGAUUCCUCACUCAAAUACAGAAAAAUUACUUUGAAAAUUCAGCACCAUAGAAUGUCUCAGGAUAUUUUUAGCAGGCCCUAAUUUUCAUUUGAGAUGUAUAUUUUUAAUUUUUCUGUAGAAAAAAAAGCACAGUGACAUGAUUUGCCAGAGAGCUGAAACAUUAUUGCAGAUUCUGUGAUAUGGCAGUGAUUUCAAAUUUUUCUUGUUUAUAAAUUUGUCUCCCUUUAAUUCUUCCUCAAUAAUUUUAUUGAGACUCAAUUGCUGACCCUGAUUUAUUUUUUUAAAACCAGAUUUAGAUUGCGAGUCAUAAAAAUCUCUCUUCAGAUUCUUCUCAUGACCAUUUGGCAGGUUAAUCAAUUGCUGACCUUCCCUUAAAACUGGACAUUUCAAAAAUAAUGGCACUAGUGUAGUUAAAUGUACCAGAUUUAAAAAGACAAACUCCAACAUAAGUUGUCCCUUUUUCAUACAGUAGAUUUACACUACAUAUGCUGUACAAACAUAUUUAUGCAUACCUGGCCUUGUCUAAUAAUUGUACAGCACACAUAUUAGAGCAUUUUACCAAAAUGUGCAGUGCAAGUCAUUAUUAUUAAAUUACUACCUAAAACAUUCCUCUAACCAAAAGUAACUUUUAAUGUUAAAAAAUCAACCAAGGUUUGAACAAGUUUAAAAAAACAAAAACAAAUAGUUUUGUCAUUGUACAGUCUUGUUUCAGUGCAACCAUCUACAAUAAUGUAAAUUCACAAUACAGCUACUCUGUGCAUCUGUUAUUAGUGGUGUCUGAAAUCCUGAAUACAGCCUUUUUUCAGUUUUAUGCAAUGAAGAAGUUGUGCCUCUUUAGUGUGAAGUUUAACAGCAAAAUCCUGUAUUUUUCCUAAGAUGAUUGCACUGUCGUUACAGCUUGAAUGCCUUGGUUUGUUUUGUUUUUUUAACCACGCCUUUGCCUCUGCUAGUGUGUCCAGAUGUACUGUAGCUAGGCCAGGACUCUGGCCAGGACUCUGUGCUUUUGGAUGUCAAUUGGUGAAUGUGUUAUGCGUAGAUAUUGCAUGGCAGGUGCUGAAAGCUUUAGUUUUUGGUUUGUGGGGAUGGUGUGGAAGAUCGAACAAUCAAGAAAAGCAAUAUAUUUUUUAAACUCUUAUUCAGAAAAAGUAAUCCAAUAAUACAAGUUUUCUUAGAUCGGAAUGUUACUUAUGAGCCAGAAGAAAACCGAUGAGUCCCAAAGUUUUAAAAAAGCUUUUUGACUGAUCUAUCACAUUGUUGCUAUUCCUCCAGUCAAUCAGCAGUUAAACAUCUUGAGGUGAACAGAGCUGGGAAUCUGUCAUUAUGUAAGCAUAAUAUUUAGUCUAAUCAGUAAAAAUAUUACAACACUACCCACUUGGUAACUGUAUCACUGGAAUACGGCAUGUAUUCCAGUCGCCAUGCAGUGACAGUCUUUUUUCUCCUCAUUGAUUAUGUGCGUCAGUACUUAUAGUUCCCACAACAGCCUCUAUAUUCCUAAAAUCCAUAUUUUAAACAUCUGGUGGCAGGAAUGAAAGUUAAAAUAUUCACAUCUACAUCUAAAAUAUUGACAUCUAUAGUCAACUGGUCUUUCCUACAUUUGGAAAGAAAGAUCUUGACCUGUACUUAUGGUGGGAGUCAUUGGACUUUUAUUCUGUAUUUCUUAAAUAAAACUAUUACAAUUCUGAUGGGCCAUUGAACUGUCCAGGGUGUAUAUCACCUUCAGCAACCUCUGCUUAAAAGGACUAAAACUAAAAAGUAUCAUUCCAAAGUUGUCACUGUGAUAAGAAAAAUGUUUGGCAAAUGAUUUAAAGAUUUUGUUGUAAAACUUAGUAACUUAUAGUAUUUUCAUCUGAACCACUGGAGUGUUUUCUCUUCUCCUCACUUUCUUUUCAUCCCACUUUCCCCCCUUACCCAUAGUAGUAGAAUGGAAAUGUUUAGUCUGUGCCAACAAACAUUAUGUACACACAAUGGUCUCUCAUUGGAGACAGCUCCAUCGAGACAAGUAAGAAAAAGUGUGCUCAAACUUGACCCUGAACACUUAAACAAGUAACCCUAAAAGAACCCCACUUCCCCCUCUUUUCUCUUUAAACGCAAUACACACAACUACAACCCUGGUGAUGUUUUCAUUCACAAUACUAAAAUGAAGUCUUCUGAAACGUUAGUUCCUUUCAACAUAUGUGCUGGAUGAAAAGCAAUAAAAACAAGGGAUGUCUGUGCGACUUCUUUGUGGUUUUGUUUCCAAAUGAAUAGAGGUUUGAGUUUUAAAAAAAUAGCAGUGAACCAAGCUGCAAAACUCAUUACAUCACUACGUAGUGUGUCUUUAAGUGGAUACACUGCAGCCCACGGUGGGUUUAAUGUGUUUUCUCUAGUCAGAUCCAGUUUAGAUUUGAAAAAUCGACAUAGUUUUAGUUCAACUCAUGGCAGAGAUUUAAUGAGUGCAAAUGAUGCAAGGAGGAGCUACUUGUGCUCUGUUAUUUUGGGAGAGAAAAUGACUGCUGUGACAGUUGUUUUUUCAGGCAAAUCUGAAAUAAAUCUGGGAUCUUAUUUCUUUUAGAAGACAUUAUCGCUGUCUAAAUGUUCUAGAUGUUUUUAAAUGCUCACUUUAAUGGAUCUGACCAGGCUUCAGGUACCAGCACCCUCAGGCUAUUCUGGGAACAAGAUAAAUAGCACGAUUACGUAGAUGAGUUGAUGUGCACAGAAACACAGUUGCCAUGACAAUGAGGCCGAGCAGGCUGCAGCUCGAGUGUCUAUAUAAAAACACACAGAGUACAGCAGAGGCAGCAGCAGUGGAGCAGUAUGCUUUAGAUACCAGAUUACAUAAAAGAUUUACUGACUCAAAGUUAGAAUGAAGUUUUUAAUCUGGCAUUUUAAAGAUGACACCUAAAACGAGUUGAAUUUCCUUCAAAAUAAGUUUUGAGAAGUUCAGAUAAUUCCAUAAAAGAGACGCAACCAGAUUAAAUUUAACAUGUAUAAAGAUUAACACCAACAUCACUCACAAAUGAGUGACAAUUAUUAAACAAAUCAAUCCCAACACAGUACUAACUUAAACAUUUCAAGGUACUUGCCCAAGUAUCAACUUUGUUCUGUGUCAUAUUCAGUAACAUUCAGAGGCAAAUAUUACAAAUAAUGGUCAAUUAAAAAUGCUUUCUAACUCAGCCUUCCUUACCAACUAAUGAAAGAUUAGUUUGUCUACUGAAUGCCACGUGGACCUACAACCACUACACAAAUAGAUUGAUAUAUUUGAAGAAACUAGUGAAUGCGGCUCAUUUUAGCUUUGAUCAGCUGCAUAUAAAUAAUAAGUAUUUUUGUUAUUCUUUAAAUUUUUUUUAACCUAAAAUCACUGGCAUUUCUACAACUGAGUGAUUCAUGUUAAGUUGUAUUCAGUUUUUUAGCUCAGUGUAGCCAUUUCCAUACCCAACAUUCAGAAGUAUGUAAAAAAUAAAAAGUGAAACAAAAGACAGCUGAGAAAUUUGCCAGUCAUGGUGUUAAAUCAGAAAAGCUAAACCCAGGGGAAAAUGAAGACAUUAUCAACCUAAUUAGUUAUCGCAAAGUCUCCUGCUCAAAUUUAUAAAGUGAAGAUUAAUGUGACAAUUUAAUACCUUUGUUAGAAAAGAACAUUUGAAGAGACCUGAAAAAGACUCCUAAACACACUUAUUUUGUUUGAAUGUAUCAGUAUGGCUAAUUGUUUCACUUUUUUUUUACUUUUAGCUCAUCCAGGCUUCCAACACAGACAAUUUUGUUGCAAAAGUUCUCACUCUGUCCUUUUUCAGAAAUCCACUCAACAUAUUUGGUAUUUUUAAGUAAAAAAUCCCGUCUGUAUAUCCUUGGCACAAUAAUAAACAUAGGGGAUUCAGAACUUACAGAAAUUACUGGUUUCUGGCACUUGCUAUUUACUGUUGUUGUUUGUUUUUAUAGUUGCUAUGAAGUUCAAUUUCUCAGAGCAGUAGAAAGCUCAAAUGGAGAGAUGUCAUUUAGUUAAUUUAGAAAAACUGAAAUAUUUAAAUAUAUUUAAAGGUUUUAUUGGCUCUGGUGGCCUUUAAAACCAAUAAGAAAAUCCUGGAAAGCUAUGGCAGCGUCUUAUUUUGUGUAGUAUUAUUUGAGCUACAAUACUCCUGUGCAUGUAAACAGAAGAUAUUGGAAUUUAACUUUGAAUUACAAUGACUCCACAAAGCAUUAAAUAAAGAGAAAUAAACCUAAGCUUAUAAUUUUCUAACAUGUGAAGGAGCAUGUUUUAAAACAUUGCUGUAAUAUUUUAAAUUGGACAGGCACACUGCGUUCCUUCCUCUUAGAUGACAGCAUUAUUUUUCUUGGCAUCUUAUUUAUAUGUUAUGCUUCUGUUUGUCUUUGUUCAUGUGUCAGACUGCAAAAAGAAAUGGAAGUGAACCCCACUGACUGCACAAUGAGGUCUGACAUGGAUCCAAAACCAAACUUUGCCAAAUCUCAGCAAAGAAAAUAAAAAAAAUAAAAGCCCUCUACAAUACAGUUAUCUGGAUCUGUUGAAUAUUCAUGUUGAUUUAUUGAGUGAAUUUCUGUGAUCAGAAUUCUUUUUUGUUGUUGUUUUGUCCUUGUUAUGCAAUGGAAAACAUUGAUUUUACAAUUGUAAACUAGAAGUAUUCAAUCAUUGACUUUGUUGAUGUGCAGAAUAUAUAUUCAGAAUGUAAAUAAUCCAAGCGUAUCCAACAAUUAAAGACAUUAAUGUAUUUUAACUUUGA